UGGACUCUUGCAUGAUCCAAAAGGUUGCUGUGGCUUUUCUCCUCCUUCUCUCUCCUCUGAACUUUCUCUCUCUAGCUUUUGUUUUGUUUUGUUUUGCUUCUGUGCUUCCAUGGCGUUUUAUCUUGUGUUGUGUCGGCCAUUGAGCUGUCGAUUGAAUCUCUGAACCACGACGAAGAAGAUUCAUUCACCGGCCAACCGAAAAAACAAUCCAAAAGGUUGUAGAAAACUUCUGAGAGUUAGUUUUUGUUCUUCUGGAAUUCUCGAGCUUGAAGAAGAAGAAGACGAAUCGCUCGUGUUUUUCCUUUCUUGUUUCGCGUCUUAUUUUUGGAUUCUGAUUUUGACGCGGAUCUUCGAAUUCGGUUUUCUGUAAAGUUUGACGACGAAAUUGGAAUUUUUUUUUUUUUUUUUUUUUUUGGGCGAAAGGAAAGAUUCCGGUGGAUUCUGGACUCGUUCAGUGAGGAGAUACUUAGGGCUUUGGGGAGUGUUUCCAUGGCGGAAGCUUCUGAAGAGAAGCAAAGUUCAGUUUUUGCGGUGUACUAAUGGUGAGUGUGAGGAAGAAAUUGACGCGUUGAAUUGAGAAGAAACCGAGAAAAUUGAAGUUUGGAAUUUUUUCCCCUGUUCCGGGUGGAAAAAAUGUUGGGAUACUUUGGAAUUAUUACAGGUUUUGGAUCUUCUUCUCUAUAAGACUUCUCUGAGAUAGGAAUCACAAAGUUAAAGGUGGAUUUUUUUUUCUUCUGAGAGCUGGAAAUUGGAAAACUACUGUUGUGAUUGUACAAAACUGGUGGUUUGUCCUUUUUUUUUUUUUGGGUUGAGUGGAAUUAAGAAUUGAGAUGAUUACGUUUAUGGAUUCAAAAGAGAAAAUGAAGGAGGUGGAGAAGUGCUUAGACCCUCAGCUAUGGCAUGCCUGCGCCGGAGGGAUGGUUCAGAUGCCUCCGGUGAAUUCGAAGGUCUUCUACUUCCCUCAGGGGCACUCUGAACACGCCUGUGGACCUGUCGAUUUUCGAAAUUGCCCGAGGGUUUCGCCUUGUAAUCUUUGCAGGGUUUCCUCCAUUAAGUUCAUGGCUGAUCCUGAGACUGAUGAGGUCUAUGCCAAGCUAAGAUUGGUCCCUCUUAGUUGCAAUGAGCUUGGAUAUGAUGAUGAUGGUAUUGGAGGGCUUAAUGGGUCCGAAACUCAAGAGAAACCAGCCUCAUUUGCAAAGACUUUGACGCAGUCGGAUGCAAACAAUGGGGGUGGUUUCUCAGUCCCUCGGUAUUGCGCGGAGACGAUCUUCCCCCGUUUGGAUUACUCCGCUGAUCCCCCUGUUCAGACCAUCCUUGCCAAGGAUGUUCAUGGAGAGACAUGGAAAUUUAGGCAUAUUUAUAGAGGGACGCCUAGGCGGCAUCUUUUGACCACGGGAUGGAGUACUUUUGUGAACCAUAAGAAGCUUGUUGCUGGCGAUUCAAUUGUGUUUCUCAGGGCUGAAAAUGGCGAUCUGUGUGUAGGGAUUCGGCGAGCAAAGAGGGGAAUAGGAGGUGGGCCAGAAACUUCGUCGGGUUGGAAUCCUGCUGGUGGAAAUUGUGCCAUGCCUUAUGGAGGGUUCUCUACGUUUUUGAGGGAGGACGAGAACAAGCUCUUGAGGAAUGGCAAUGGUAACGGCUCAAGCUUGAAUGGUGGUCUGAUGGGGAAGGGUAAGGUGAGGCCUGAAUCAGUAAUUGAAGCUGCAACACUUGCUUCCAGUGGGCAGCCCUUUGAGGUCGUUUACUACCCUCGAGCAAGCACGCCAGAGUUUUGCGUGAAAGCCUCGUUGGUAAAAGCGGCAUUGCAGAUCCGAUGGUGUCCGGGAAUGAGGUUCAAGAUGGCCUUUGAAACGGAGGACUCUUCGCGAAUCAGUUGGUUCAUGGGCACUAUAUCUUCUGUUCAGGUUGCGGAUUCCCUGCGCUGGCCUGAUUCACCUUGGAGGCUUCUCCAGGUCACAUGGGACGAACCUGAUUUACUUCAAAACGUGAAACGCGUUAGUCCGUGGUUGGUAGAAUUGGUCUCUAACAUGCCGGCCAUUCAUCUAUCUCCCUUCUCACCACCGAGGAAGAAGUUGAGAUUGCCGCAGCAUUCAGAUUUCCCCUUUGACGGCCAUAUCCCGAUUCCAACAUUCUCCGGGAAUCUCCUUGGGCACAGCAACCCCUUUGGUUGUCUGUCCGAAAAUACUCCUGCUGGCAUGCAGGGAGCCAGGCAUGCUCAUUAUGGUCUAUCUAUAUCAGAUCUCCACCUCAAUAAACUGCAAUCAGGUCUAUUUCCGGUUGGUUUCCCGCCGUUCGAUCAUGUUGCUGCGGCCACAAAAUUCUCCAGUAACACAAUGAACUACAAGCCUAACUUGAAUGAAAAAGUGUCUUGCUUGUUGACGAUGGCACAUGCCACACAGGCUCCAAAGAAGCCUGAUGAUGUGAAGCCAACACCGCUCAUACUCUUCGGUCAACCUAUACUCACAGAGCAUCAGAUUUCUUUGAGCUGUUCUGGCGAUACAGUCUCGCCAGUUCUUACUGGCAAUAGUUCAUCAGAUGGGAAUGGUGAUAAAACAGCAAACUUUUCUGAUGGCUCUGGAUCUGCCCUUCAUCAACAAGGGCCUCUGGAGCGCUCAUUGGGUGAAGGGUUCCAAUGGUACAAGGAUAAUAGGCAAGAAACUGAGCCGAAUUUGGAAACUGGUCACUGUAAAGUUUUUAUGGAGUCGGAAGAUGUAGGUCGCACCCUCGAUCUCUCAUUGCUCGGGUCUUAUGACGAAUUGUACAGAAAACUAGCAGACAUGUUUGGUAUAGAAAACUCCGAGACACUGAGCCAUGCUCUCUAUCGCGAUGGUACAGGUGCAGUCAAGCACAUUGGAGAUGAACCAUUCAGUGACUUCACAAGAACAGCAAGGAGGUUGACGAUUCUAAUGGAUUCAGGCAGCGACAACAUAGGCAUGUAAAAACAGACAAAACACUGAUUCAAUUUGUGCAGCUGGUUGAUUUAAUCCUUAGUUCCUAUGCUGACCAUUUACCCUUCUUGAGGAGCCACUCUGAUUCGAUUUUUGAACUUCCAACUUCUUGAGAAGCCACUCUGAUUGAUUUUUGAACUUCCAACUUCUUGAGGAGCCACUCUGAUUCGAUUUUUGAACUUCCAAUCUAAGUCGUUCCUUUUCUCGCUUUCGUUCCUUUGUUCGGAGAAAAAUUCUUCGAAUCUCCAAGUUUCAAUUUCCAUUGCAGUUUUGUUGGCUUUGGCUUUAGGUUUCCCUACCCUUUACAAAUUACAGCUCCCAAAUCCUACAUGUAUAAGGUGGUUUUGUAGGACGUGGUUUAUAUUCUAAAAAGUCUUUUAGUAAUUAUUUCUAGUCUUGUAAGAAGGCAGUUUUUUGAUUGGAAAUGUAAAUUUCUACAAGCAAA
Molecule: messenger RNA, 3390 nt
Organism: Morus notabilis
Lineage: Eukaryota; Viridiplantae; Streptophyta; Magnoliopsida; Rosales; Moraceae
Product: auxin response factor 18
Exons: 4
Coding region: 831-2936 (701 amino acids)
Biological process (GO): response to hormone; regulation of DNA-templated transcription
Cellular component (GO): nucleus
Molecular function (GO): protein binding; DNA binding
Source: RefSeq, a predicted model, not a curated record